Molecule: messenger RNA, 2711 nt
Organism: Trichoplusia ni (cabbage looper)
Lineage: Eukaryota; Metazoa; Arthropoda; Insecta; Lepidoptera; Noctuidae
Gene: Rabex-5
Product: rab5 GDP/GTP exchange factor
Exons: 10
Coding region: 331-2565 (744 amino acids)
Biological process (GO): vesicle-mediated transport
Cellular component (GO): cytosol; endocytic vesicle
Molecular function (GO): small GTPase binding; DNA binding; zinc ion binding
Source: RefSeq, a predicted model, not a curated record
AUAUAACGGAGUAAAACGUUGAACGGCCACCGUUAGCGCUACGUAUUGAAAUGAAUACUGUUUUCCGUGCAAAACCACUCCCCGUUUUCGUAAAUUGCCAAACAUGGGCUGAAAAUUUCGACGUCGAAUUCGAUGGGAAACAGUUCGAGUGCAGAGCGCUAAAAGUUGACUAAAUUUGUUGAGUAAACAUUGUCGCGGCCUGUGAGGCUUGUGUGCCACGGCUCAGGAUUCGAAAUUGACAGUGGUUUAGAGAUUCCUUCAAAAAUAUAUGAAUAAUUUGUAUUUGUCAGUCAAAAUUAAAUUGCUCAGUAGUAUAUAGUUAUUGUGACUAUGUGGUUCGGUCCAAAUCUACAGAGAUCUUACAAGUAUAUGAUGUUUGCGUCCAAGAUGCCGUCGCUGCGGAUAGACCAGAGUGACUUGAAGUGCAAGAAUGGGUGCGAUUACUUUGGGAACCCGCAAUGGCAGGGGUACUGCUCCAAGUGCCACCGUGAACAGAUGCAGCGGCAGAGGAAAGCUGAGAAAGCGUCUUCGGCGACCUUACCAAAGCCAGAACAGAAAAAGCAGGAGAAAGGUCUGAAGCUCACCUCCCACUCCUCAUUCUCCAAGUUUGAAGAGAAGAGGCUCCGACAGAGCGAGACCCUGAAGAAGGCUAACCUGCUCAAGUUCAGCGUCUUCAAGAAGAGCAAUACAGAAGACCACGACCACUCAAGUGAGAAGCGCCCCCCUGAGUUCAAGAUCCCCGCGCUAGUUAACGAGGGCAUGAAGAGUGAGUUCCGCGCGCGCUUCCCGCAGCUGCCCGCGCAGGUGGACCGCGACGCGCGCGUCUUCGUGCACAGCUUCAUCAUGGACGUCAUCAAGUGCGCCAACGUCAUGACGGUGGAUGAGCUCUCCGAGAGGGUGCAGCGGCAGUACCAGCGUUUCAUGAAACACAUGGACACAUCCUCGCACUUCGCGAACGUGGACUCUGACACGAAGGAACUCCUCAUGGACUUCGUCGAGAAACACGCCAUGACUUACUUGCACGAGUUGCCGUCAGUGGUGUUCUCCCCCAGCGGUACGGAUGACGAGCGCCUGGACCGCGCCAUGUCGGAGCGCAUCCAGCAGCUCAGCUGGGUCGGGGAGCGGCAUCUGGAGUGCAAGCUCGACAGGUCUAAUGCCGAGUGUAGGACUCUGUUGUACAAGGCGAUCAGUGAGCUGCUGGGCAUGGACAGCGCGCCGGGCCCGGGCGGCAAGCUGGCGCGCGUGCGGCGCGCGUGCCGCCACGUGCUGCGCCUGUGCUCGGCCGCGCCCGCCUCCGCCGACGACCUGCUGCCCGCGCUCAUCUUCACCGUAUUAAAAGCCAACCCGCCGCGGCUCGUCAGCAACAUCAACUUCGUGACGCGCUUCUGUAACGCGCAGCGGCUGAUGACUGGCGAGGGCGGAUACUACUUUACCAACUUGUGUUGUGCUGUAUCGUUCAUCGAGAACUUGACGGCGGAGUCACUAAACAUGGACAAGAAGGAGUUCGACUGUUACAUGGCCAUGCCAGCUUCCAUCGGCGGUAGUUCCUGGGCGGCGGCGCUGUCGCUGUGCGGCGCGGCGCGCGAGGCGGGCGAGCAGCGCGGCGCGGCGCGGCGACUGCUGCAGCACGCCGCCGACCUGCAGGCCGCCGCGCAGCAGCUGGCCAGCAACGCGCUCAGCUUCGAGGAGCAAAUCGCCAAAAAAGUACAGGACGUAUUAGCAAAAACACCACUAGAAAUUAAACCACGACGAGAAUUACCACGACUCGGCAAACUCCAGGAAAUUAGUACCGCGCCACUCAUCGACCUGGGCACCAGCACCGACCGAGAGGAACCUCAACCGCAGCCAGUGCCCACGUCACAGCCACAGCCUGCACACACAGUACCCGUAGAGCCCAAAGAACUUAACGUUACUCUGGACCCCCCCGAGGACGAGCCCAAACUGAACAUCCUAGGGUUCGAAGUCAUCGACAGGCAAUCACCAUCGAAAUCACCGCAAAACCUCGAUCAGACGUGGGAUUUAAAACGUACCAAUUCCCUGGAACUUCUGACCCCGUCGCCUUUGGGAUUCACGCCUUUCGACUCGCGGUCGAUCGACGAACUUAUGACUCCCGAUGACUUUGGAAAUGAUCAACUGCCUCCCGGCUUGAGCAAUAUUAACUACGAUAUAGAUCUGUCAGACUUCAGCGGAGAUAACAGUAUAGCCGAAGACGCGCCCAAGUCUGAGCCCAAAGACCCCUUCAGUCCAGACGCGCUAAAGAAAACGCAGACAUUCGACCCUUUUGCACCCCAGACGUCACGAGGCUACGACGCAGCUAUAGACUCAUUUGAUGAAUUCAGUUUCGUUGAUCAAAAACACAAGGAAACAGAUCCCUUUGAAGUGGUACACAGAGGACAAGACCCGUUCAGUCCAGUCGAGUGGAAUGUAGAUUUAGGGAAAGAUCAAUUCAGGAGCCAAAGUCCAGCGAAACAGUCGACCUCUAUUUUAGACGACAAUGACUCGCCCACGACGGGCUGCCUCCUGCCGUCGCCGCUACAGCCGCAGAGUAGCGGGAGACCUAACUAGUUGGUCCUCACCCAGUCGAAUUAGAUCUAUGAACCAAAAUGGUUGGUGCUAAAAUGUUGAAAGUCGAUUAUUGAUUUUGUUCUUGUUAAUAUUUAUUUAAAUUAUACUUUAUGCGUCCUGGUCUAAUAAAUGGCAUGACAGAAACA